GGCUGCAGGCAAUUAGACGCUGCACGGAGAGUUGCACAGGUUGAGCUGUUGUGUUGUCACUUUGCACAUAAGAGAAACAAGCUGCAGUAUGUGAGUGUGAGCUGCAGCCUGAAGGAUCUUCUGCGUUAAACUGCCUCUGCACCUUUUUCCUGGAGCCCGGAGUCCAACUGGGAGCAGCUCAAACCAUGGUCAGCAUCACAAAAGAGAGCCCGAGGCCCGAUCACAGCUCUGGAUGAAUUGAAUGUGCUUAGAGGGAGAAGCAACGAGCGACGAGGAAGAGGAGAAGAAGAAAAGUUUCCAGGAGAAGCGGAGCUCGGCUGCGGGUGUCGGGGGGAUGUCGGGCCGCAACGGAGCACUGCCCCGGGGGAGCAGCACCCCCAGCCUGCAGCCCCUCAGAGCCACGGUGCCCUUCCAGCAGCUCCACAGGGGCCCAGCGCUGCUCUGCAGGGAGGUCAAGACGGCAGACAGAACCACAGCUCGACCUCCAAAACCCACCAUCCGCCGAACCCUUUCUCUGGACGCCAUCGUGGCUCCCUACCUGCAGGGGCAGUGGCCCAAAGAGGCCGAGAGCACGACGGUUACCUGUGUGAACGACAAGGCCACUCAGACUCCCAGUUCAUGGGCUGAGGAGACCCGAGGGAGGAGGAGUGUUGGCGGACACAAGCGCUCGGCAUCGUGGGGCAGCGCUGAACACCUGAGGGAGGUGGCCAAGCUGAGGCACCAGUUGCAGAAACGCUCCCGUCACGCCCCUCCGUCGGCAGGAUCCGAGCAGCCCCACCACCCCCUGCCGGCAGGUCACGCAGCCGGCAUCACUCAGACGAUGCCCCCGAUGCCACUAAACAGACUUGUUCCACGGCUGCGACGGAGCGUUGAAGGUCUGAACCUGGAGCUGGAGGAGGUGUUUGUGUCGGAGAAACAAGACGAUCAGCACGAGAUUCUGGAUAUCCCAGACGGCCACAGGGCUCCUGUUCCUGCCCAGAGAUGUAGCAGCGGUUCCCAGAGUGAACCUUCACCGGGGCCCCUAGAUCCGUCCCUCCUCUCUCCAUCUCAGUCUCCUUGUCCUCUCGACCCGUCGCUUCUGUCGCCUUCAAGUUCCCCUUUACCACUGAAUCCAUCACUGUUGUCUCCAUCACAGUCUCCCUGUGCCAUGGGAGAGCCAGAGCCUGUGGACUGUGAGACUUUGUGUACGUCUCCAUCAACGCUGCUUCCUUCAUUUGCACUGGAUCCUCCUCUGCUGCAGAGCUGCUCGUCUUCGCCUCGACCCAGCAAAACCUACUCGUUCCAGCGAGAACCGCCAGAAGGCUGCGAGCGGGUUCGAGUAUGUGAGGAGGCAAUGUCUGCCUGUCAGGACGAACCUCUCCUCCAGCCUUCCUGCCCCGACCCCAAUAAAGUCAACUUCACCUCCCACGGAGGCUCCGCUUUCUGCCCCGUCAGCCUCUUGAAGCCCCUGCUGCCCUCCAUGGACCUCUUGUUCCGCGGCCUGUCGGUGUCUCCGGUCACCGGCUGCUCCGGUCAGGCUUCCCACCAGACACCUGGGCAUGCAGUAGGUGGACCUCAGGACUAAAACACGUUACACUGCCAGGACCUGCAGAAUCCGGAUGUGUUUUUCCGGCAGCGUGAGAAUGGAUAGCUGAGCUCAUCACCGCUGUGACGUGUCAUGAACUAACACAGACUUUGUGGCUGCAAGAAUUCAUUCUACUUUAGAAUAACUGUGGCCUAAAACCUGGCUAGUUGGUUGUUUCCAGUCGUGGGAGGCUUUUAAAUCUGCUGAUAUUUUCCCCAUCAGCAUUUACAUUUGCCCCAGGGUUCCCCCACAUGAGGGAUGGAUGAUUGGACUGCAGGACUUCAGCUGGAAAAUGCUGGAAAAGAUUCACACGUGCCAGAGUUCUUUCUGAUCAUACUGUUUUAGUUAUGUGUCAGUCUUUCAGGGAUGUUUUCAUUCUUAGUGAAUUCAGUCAAAAAGCCAAGCACUUAGAACACACAAGUAUUACUUCCUGACUAUCCCUAAAUGUUGAUUAAUAUGCUAGUAGAGCAUUGUUACAUUUAGAUACACAUUUGAGAGGUUUAAUUGAUGAAGCAUUUGUUGGGUUUGUUCUUUAAAUUUGCUAUAAAACACCUGUUGAUUGAAGAGGAAUAUUUUUGGCCUGUAGUUUCCGUUGGCCUCCUUUUUCUACAGAUGUGUUUCUAUGUAGGAAGAUCUAUAUUUUUGUAUCUUUGUAAGGAGUUAUGAAGCCGAAAUGUCUUUCUGUUUUUUGCAGGAAUGGACUUUUUUUAGUAGCUUUACUAGCCUACAGCAGGCGUUGUUACAACCAAACUGCUUUUGGACUGGGUCUCUCAAUCUGAGCCUUAUUUUGGACCCUGUGGUUCUGACCACAAAGUGUUAAAGAAGAGGCUGAUUCCACUUGUUUGAUUCAAAUGCAUAAAACACUGUCUUUGUCAACAUGUUCCUAUGCAACACUGAUUAAAAAAACUUCACCUUCAUGAAAACAUUGAGCAGAUGCAAAUGAAAAAUAUGUGAUAUUUGUCAGCCCUGCUCUCUCAUGUGAUUAUUUCACCCUCUUCUUAUUUUUAGAGCGAUAACAGUUGAAAAUGUUUAGUAUGCCGUUGUGAAAUAAAUAAAAUAACCAUGUUUUGCAGG
Acanthochromis polyacanthus (spiny chromis) is the source of this 2638-nucleotide messenger RNA. It is a transcript of the gene fam117aa, whose product is annotated as family with sequence similarity 117 member Aa. The record is from RefSeq and is a predicted model, not a curated record. Lineage: Eukaryota; Metazoa; Chordata; Actinopteri; Pomacentridae.